AUGUCGAAUGCCCAGCCUAGCCACGCGACCUUGAGAGCUCAAGGCCUCUCUUCCACUGCCGCAGCGCGCGAACAGCCUCGCAGUUCGGACCACGUUCGAGGGCCAUCUCCGCACGCAACCCCGGCCGCGCUGGACGCACGCAAGGGAGAAGCAGACUGGGCCGUUGACUCCGAGGUCUCCGAGGUCGUCGAGAAACUCGGCUCUGUGAUCUCCGCAAGCAGCGAGAACCCUCUCCUCAAAGAAGUCAAGGAUCUGCUUCUUAGAGUUUCUCUGGGAGAGAAACAAAAGGGUGCGGUUCGUGAGGUGGAUGGCACCAGUUGCCCCGCCCCGGACGCGGAUGCCUCUAUGGCAGACGCCGCCCAAAAACAACGGGUGCUCGCGUACCUGCAGGCACUCCUACAGAUUCAACUCCAACUUCAGAGAGACCAAGAAGAAGCGAGACAAAAUCACUCCACUUCUGCUAUCCAAGUUCAAACCAAAGAGGACCGCGUAAACUCGGCGGCAGAUCCAUCAGAGAGCCCUCGCACGCUCCUCAGGAGGUACAAAGAGGACUUCAAGGCGAUGAACGAGAGCUGCCAAGCUUUGAAGGAAGAACGGUCGACGCUUAAAAAGUGGCGCGAUAAGGUGAUGGAGGAAUACCAAGAAUUGGACGGAAGCCUGCAGUUCGUCCUGAGCGAGAUUGAGGCUAUCAAGGCUAAGCAUCAGGCCGACGCCAAUAUCAAUUCGAUUCUCGUCCACUUCAUCGUCACUGCCGUCCGCCUGCUUGUCGAUGCCUCGAUGCACAAACGAAACGUUGACAACCUGCUCGCAGACCUCAGCCGCUUGUUUGACGCCCCGAACCUGUCGGUUCGAAACCCGCGCCUCGUGGUCUGGUGCAAUCGUUUGCGGGAGCUCGCGGGCGCACAAACCGCAGACGGGCAAAAGCCCUGGCCCGAGGAGCGCGGAGAGACGCAGCCCCCUGCCACCGUCGUCGCUCUGCAUCUGUUCGACGCCGACAAGUCGCGAGAUCCAGGCGAAGCCGAGACGGAAGAGAAGGCGGAGGCGUCCCCGAAAGAAGACAGCCCGUCCUCGGAGACUGCUGUGCAGCCGUGGGCGCCCUCGACGACCGACUCCGCCGGGUCUCGGGGCGUACCUGUGCUGGGCCAGAGAGCCGGGACCGCGCUGAGUCACCGCAGGAGGUCAGACAUGCCGGGGCGUGCGUCGCAAACGACUCGCCUCCAACUCGCUCCGAUCCCCGACCGCGCGGACAGCGACGGACGCCUCAUAUGCAACUCGGGCCACGGGCCGGCCUUGCUCGGAAGCGCGCGCCGACGCAGCGCCACCGCUUUGGGCGACGGGGCCUUUUCGCUCGCGGCGCAGUUUGCAGUCGCUGCGCGAGCUCCUGCACCAGGGGUGGAACACACUCCCGUGCUGCUGCCGGACGUGACGGGCGAGGAGGCGAAGCGCGACUCGCCGCUCGCGCCCGCCGAUUGCUCGCCUGCGUUCUUGGCGGCAGAGACAGCUGCGGCGCCCGGAGGCUUGGAAGUUGCGGAGAACGCGUCGGCGAAGGAGUCUGGCGGGCGCACGUGCGCGUGUUGCGGGCCGUCGAAACGCCAAGCCUCCGUUGAGAUGGUGCGGGGCAACGCUGCGCAGAAGUGCGACGCACGCGAGAAAUGUCUCAAGAAAACGGGGAGUCGCGGGAAAGCGUGUCCGAAACAGCAAAAGUCGGUGAGUGGCGAGACGUGGGCUGGCCUCGCGGCCUCUGGACCGGCUGUGCGUCAGCGAGACAGCACCGCGUCUGAAGGCGUGAUGAAGGUCGACCGGGCUACGCAGUUCGACAGCGACUUGCAAACGCGUCUGGAGAUGCUCCUCGAGUCUCCGCAGGUACGGCCGAGCGAGACGAAGAGCGGCAUUGAGGGGUUCCGCGGCGCCUCCGGGGAAGGCGAGGUUUUCCGAGGGCCCUCGUCUGCGUCUUGCGACCUCCCGACGCCCUUCGAGCUGUCGGCGACCGCGUCGUUCGCGAAGGAGUUGCUACAGCGGGCGAACUCGUUCUCGCUGUCGAUCUCCGACGUGCGCAAAGUGCUCGAGGAGGCUCUCGGCCUCGGCCCAGACGGCCUCCCAGGCAAGGACGCGCCAAGGCUGCAGCCACUCCAGAGCCGCUCCUCGCUCUACUGCCUCCCGCCGACGCCGUCUCCGACGCGCGUGGGAACCUGCGAGAGCACACUGUCUCUCCUCGUGGCGCGCGCGGGGACUGGUGAGAAGCCGGCGAGCGGGGCUCCGGAGGGGCGGCCGACACGCGCCGGCGACGAGGCGAGCGAGGCGGGCAGACGCUUGCAGGAAGCGAGCGGCGCGUCUAUCGGCGACAAAGACGCGGCGGCUCGGGUGCCUGCGGCCCCGCGCGUCGACCGAUGGGUUCCCUGCUCGUCUGCGGGCGCGCCCGCCUGGACUGAGGGCUUCUCCGUGGAGAGAUCCUUUGAAGCGAAGAGCGCGAGUGUGUCGUUUGAAGGCGGACUCCUCACCCCGAAGCCGUCGCGGGUCGAGGACGCCAAGAGUCGGGGAACACACAAGGCAGACCAAGACCCGCAGCAGGACGUCGUCGACCUCGUCGCCGUGUAUAGGGCGAUGCUGGCGCUGGAGAAGAGCGAAGCGGCGAAGGCGGACGCGAAUCGGAGCAAGGACGAAGCAGGCACCCAGGAGGGAGGCAUUCAGUCUGACCAGUUGAGGCAAGUUAUCGAGGUGUUGUGGAGGCAACUGUCUUCGCCCGUCGCCGCUGUCGCGGAGCCGAAGCCCGAAGAGAAAGAGGACGAGGGCGCCGAGUCCGACGCGUCGUCGAGUAGAGCCGCUCCGACGCUUGCCCUCGAGUCGCCCGUGGCCUUGGUGCCGGUUGGGGAAGACGAGACGCAGCCCGACCGCGAAACCGCGCGGAAAUCCGUGGACUCGGUCGCUUCUGCACUGUCGGAGGCAGCGUCAAAAACGCCGCAGCCUCUUUCCAUGCCCGCUUUCGUCGCGGCGGGCUCCGUCGGCAGACCCGAGUCGGCAAAGGGGAAAUUCAAACUCUACACUCUGCCGUCGCUCGAGAGACGCGCGAUCGAGGCGCGCCAGGCGCCGUCGGCUUUCCCGCAAAUCGUGUACGCGUCCAGCAUUGAACGUCGGCACUCGCUUCUCCCGGGCCCUGUCCUCACGACGGUGCCGUGCGAACCGAUUUCUUCUCCCUACUCGCUGCCGUCGCCCGCAGGCUCCCCGGCGGCCGCAGCCCCCGCGUACGUCCUUCCCCAGGCAGUGCCGUCGCAGGUACUCGCGUACCCCCUGGCGAACGUCCCAGUCUCGCUCCUCCAGGCGUACUACAGCGCACCGCCUGCUGGAGCUGUGAUCUACAGUCCGCUUCCUGCGGGUGUCCCUGUGGCCGCCGGGAAUCCGCGCACGCAACGCUCUGCGGCGCCCACAGAGGCGUCCGCGGUCGCGUCUGCCCCCGGGCGCGAACCGGAGAGGAACGCGUGCUUUGCUUUGCCGGUCUGCUUCGGCGGGGAGAAGCGCGAGACAGAGGAGACCGAGGAAGUCCCCGCGGGGGAGGCGCUGGCCCUCGGCUCAGAAGCCGAGACGAAGCGCAGUGCAGAAAAAAACCACAUCCCCGAGCUGCAUCCCCACCUUCAUGAACACAAAGAAGCGGAACGGGCGCUCCCGCCCCUGCUGGGCGAUUCAGGCGAGGCCCCGCCGACUCUCCGAGACAGUGCGCGGGUCACGGAAGGCGGCUGGUGCUGCCAACCUCGCGCAUGCGGCGCACGCGUGGACGCUUGGGGAAGAGAGGGUGUGGAGGAAAAGCGGGAGAUAGCGUGA
Messenger RNA from Neospora caninum, 3813 nucleotides. RefSeq lists its product as hypothetical. The transcript is spliced from 7 exons. Lineage: Eukaryota; Apicomplexa; Conoidasida; Eucoccidiorida; Sarcocystidae. Bases 1 to 3813 code for a protein of 1270 amino acids. The record is from RefSeq and is a predicted model, not a curated record.